AUGAAACUGGCCUGCGGAGACGUCUUCCUAUUUCGUGGUGUCAAACUGAAAAGAGCGUCACAUGAAUUACUGUCACCAAACACAGUGCAGCCGCCGGAUAGAAGACAGCCUCUGGAAAUGGCUCAAGAGGAGGACAGUGAAACCACACAACAAACAACAGCCAGCGAUGACGAGAAGGUGACAACGAGACAGGCCUCUCCUUGCGUUAUUGAAAUUCACGACUCCACGACUGAGUGUGAGGAAGAAGUGAGGCCCGGUCAAGUGCAGGUGGAGGAGAAAGCUUUUGUAUCAACUUUGCACUUAUUUAUGAAGGGCAAAGGUACCCCCAUAGAAAGAAUACCGCAUCUGGGAUUUAAACAGAUUAAUCUUUGGAAGAUCUACAAAGCUGUUGAGAAACUUGGAGGCUAUGAUUCAGUGACCGCGCGACGUCUGUGGAAGAAAGUAUAUGAUGAGCUGGGUGGAAGUCCAGGUAGCACCAGUGCUGCUACUUGUACUCGAAGACACUAUGAGAAGUUGGUGCUUCCCUUCGAGAGACACGUUAAAGGAGAGGAGGACAAACCUCUACCUCCCAGCAAACCACGGAAACCAUACAAGAGAAACCUGGAGGGCAAGGUGACCAAGCAUGAGGGGAAAAGGAAGAGGACUCUCUCAGAGGGGGGGGUGGAUUCUGAGUUACAUGGACAAAGAAGUCCAGACACUCUGUGCCAAAGUGAAGCAAUGAUAGGCCCUCACUUUCACCUCUGGGCCCCCUCCUCUGAAGUCUCCCCGCCAAACAGACCCUCCACUGAGUUCUGCACGUCUGUCAACGGCCACCUCCUGCAGAUCCCCGUAUCCAGCUCCCAGCUUCCUCAUAUCCCAUCUGCCGCCGGAGAAGUAAUCUCUCCCUUAGAGAAAAAAAAGCGAAUGGCUCAGGCCAGCCUUAAUUUGCAUCGAAACUCCCAGAGAGAGGACAAAGACAGACCUUCCGUCAUCCACUGCUCCCAGUCUCCAGCCCGGGCUUCUUCCAGCAGGAAUGGAAACUCCUCCGAGGGCUCCCCUCUCCCUAUGUCCACCUCAUCUUCCCGCAGUUCAUCUCCUCUGUCCGUGUCAUCAGACGACGGUCCAGUAGGGACAGAAGACAAACAUUCACCAAACUCAGAGAAGCCCCAGAACUGUUCUAAUAAUGCCAAAGUACACGAGGAUAACAAUUCAGUGAGCUGCAGUGAAACAUCUGCAGACCCCACGGGACAGCAUAAGGGAGUUUCUCAAGCCAGCUCUCACUCAUUAAGCACCGAUUCAAUCAAAAGUCAGAUUAAAGACUCGUCUUUGAAGUCAUACUACCAAGGGACUGGCAGAUAUUUCCCACAUCCCUCCCACUCGCCGUUAUUCUUCUCAACAGCUACCUCUAGUUUCACCAAAGUUGUUCCAAAAUCCGGCCAGCCCUUGCGGCCCGAUCCUAUCAGGCCAGGUUAUAAAGAGAACUAUAUCGCUUGCUCAAAGAAGGUAACCGGUGCGUUUCCAUGCCUUUAUCAGACAGAUAAGAGGGAGAGGUCAAGGACAAUGCCGCAAAAAGUCGCAUCAACACAGCACAGCCUUUCCGCAGCCGCCACCCCUCUGCCAGUGUCAUGCAUCCUGCCAAGCUACGAAAAAUCAGGGAGAGACUCCCGGCCCCAGCCCCCAUUGAACCCAGCAUUUCUCCCCCACAGAAUGAGACUACAUCCAUCUCAUCUGAUGUACCGGCAUAUGCCAGUAGGUCCAAGUCACUCUGCUCUAAUCGGAUCAUCUAUGUACCCAUAUCCCUAUCCCAUUCCUUUCUUAAGUCCCCAAUCUGGAUACACCUUUCCUGCCAUGACUCCCAUUUAUCCUCACAAGCUGUGAUAAUAAGUGUGAGUACUAUCACAACAUCAUCAUCAUCAUCAUCUGUGAUUCAGGAAAACUACCAACAAAUGUCUUAAACUCGUCCAGAUACCUUUUUAUGCAUUGUUUAUUACAGCAGUAAAUUCUCAGUUCUUCGUUGUACUGUAUGUAUAGAUUUCAGAAAGAUGCAUUUACAUCAUUUCAGUGCUAAAUAUUCCAAUAGAUUAUCAUUUGC
Messenger RNA from Menidia menidia (Atlantic silverside), 2071 nucleotides. The record is from the annotation of a GenBank genome assembly. Lineage: Eukaryota; Metazoa; Chordata; Actinopteri; Atheriniformes; Atherinopsidae.